AUGUUUGAACCAACUAUAAAAUAUAAAAAGGUCAAUGGGGAACCUAUAAGCAAACCGGAAGAUAAGCCGAUUGAAAGACAAAGGGAUACGAUACCAAAAAUAGAAGAAAAGGGGCAAAAAGAGAAUGAUAACAACAAACAAGUUGUACCUGAAUACACUUUUGAAGAAGAGGAUGAUACAGGAGCUAUUCAGAUAGACCCAAAUGAUAAAGAUCGCAUCAUUAUCACACUGUCAACAGGGAAAAAAUAUUCUGCAGAUAGGUAUUGUCCUCAUGCAGGAGCAGACUUAUCUUAUCAUGGCAAACUUGGCGAGAAUGAUUACCCACCAGAGAUUGGUCCUAUCGUGAUGUGUCAGUUUCAUUAUUGGGAAUUUGCCCUUGAGAGAAAGGGAGAUGGAUUUGGAGGAAGAGCUACGAUUAAUGCCUGCCCGUUAGAAGAGACAUGCUCAAGCAAAAAGUUAGACUGGUGA
Messenger RNA from Rhizopus microsporus ATCC 52813, 468 nucleotides. RefSeq lists its product as uncharacterized. The transcript has a single exon. Gene Ontology annotation, molecular function: 2 iron, 2 sulfur cluster binding. Bases 1 to 468 code for a protein of 155 amino acids. NCBI's taxonomy places the organism in Eukaryota, Fungi, Mucoromycota, Mucoromycetes, Mucorales, Rhizopodaceae. The record is from RefSeq and is a predicted model, not a curated record.